AAAACACCGGGCCAGUUUAAAGGAAGCAGCGGUGAAAAUGGCGUCCUCCUACUUUCAUGAGAUGCAGGAGAAUUUCAGGAAUAACAACAAGAGCCGCGAGUUUCCCGCUCACAGCGCUAAAGUCCACUCCGUCGCCUGGAGCUGCGACGGGAGGCGGCUGGCCUCGGGCUCGUUUGAUAAAACAGCGAGUGUGUUUGUGCUGGAGAAAGACCGGCUGGUGAAGGAGAAUAACUACAGAGGUCAUGGAGACAGUGUUGACCAGCUGUGUUGGCACCCAACCAACCCGGAUCUGUUUGUCACUGCUUCUGGGGACAAGACCAUUCGGAUCUGGGAUGUCCGCACUACUAAAUGCAUGGCCACGGUCAGCACCAAAGGAGAGAACAUUAACAUAUGUUGGAGUCCUGAUGGUCAGACCAUAGCUGUGGGGAAUAAGGAUGAUGUGGUUACUUUUAUUGAUGCUAAAACUCACCGCCCACGUGCUGAAGAACAGUUCAAGUUUGAGGUCAACGAAAUUUCCUGGAACAACGAUAAUGAUAUGUUCUUUUUGACUAAUGGUAAUGGCUGCAUCAACAUUUUGAGUUACCCUGAACUAAAGCUCAUUCAGUCAAUAAAUGCUCAUCCGUCCAACUGCAUCUGCAUCAAAUUUGAUCCCACUGGCAAGUAUUUUGCUACUGGAAGUGCAGAUGCUCUGGUCAGUCUGUGGGAUGUUGACGAGUUGGUGUGUGUUCGCUGUUUCUCAAGGUUAGACUGGCCAGUUCGAACCCUGAGCUUUAGUCAUGAUGGAAAAAUGUUGGCAUCAGCCUCUGAAGAUCACUUCAUUGAUAUUGCUGAGGUGGAGACAGGAGAGAAGCUUUGGGAGGUCCAGUGUGAGUCUCCAACCUUCACUGUAGCCUGGCAUCCGAAGAGGCCGCUGUUGGCUUAUGCCUGUGAUGACAAGGAAGGAAAGUAUGACAGUAACCGUGAGGCAGGGACUGUCAAGCUUUUUGGCCUUCCUAAUGACUCUUGAGGAAUGAUGUCACACACACAGACCUGGCCAGUACCACCUGCACCAGCGGUAGUUAGCCUACAUCUGUCUCUACACUGGCUUUGUUCUUUUGCUGGAACAGAUCAGCCCCUCAAAUUCAGCUAUAUGCUAGAAGUGUUCACUAUUUGUAUAUAUAUUUUUAGUUCCUGGGUAAUUCCAUUAUUGUUUCAAUAGAGCAACAGUCUGUUCUUCAGGUAAAAUGUACGAUUGUCUACACAUUUGUACAUGCAGAAACAAACCGUUGGAACAUUUUAGUAUCACAGCUUCGUGACGCCUCAUUUUUAUGUUCCUGCAAAAGCUGUAAACAUGAGUUCAACUGAGUUCAAAAGAGAAGCAUUGUUGUAUUUAUACAAAGCUUAUUUCCAACUAUGAAAGCCGAUACAGUUAGUGUUUGUAGAUGUUCUUUAAAAGUUUCUUCAGUCUUGCGAUCACAGACUUAAGUAUGGAUAUCACAUUACAGGUUAUAUGAUUUGGAGUCUAUGAGUUUGACCACCAGAUGACGCCAGUGGACAAUUUUACACUUCAGCACUGUUUGCUGGUAUUCUGUAAUGCAGGCAUUCCCAUAUUUUUUUCCAUUGAACCCAUUUUUUGUAUGGCGUUUUAUUAUAUUAAAUAAACAAUGUUUUGUAA
Molecule: messenger RNA, 1654 nt
Organism: Astyanax mexicanus (Mexican tetra)
Lineage: Eukaryota; Metazoa; Chordata; Actinopteri; Characiformes; Acestrorhamphidae
Gene: thoc3
Product: THO complex 3
Exons: 6
Coding region: 38-1006 (322 amino acids)
Biological process (GO): mRNA export from nucleus
Cellular component (GO): THO complex part of transcription export complex
Molecular function (GO): protein binding
Source: RefSeq, a predicted model, not a curated record